Molecule: messenger RNA, 1965 nt
Organism: Ilex paraguariensis (yerba mate)
Lineage: Eukaryota; Viridiplantae; Streptophyta; Magnoliopsida; Aquifoliales; Aquifoliaceae
Source: the annotation of a GenBank genome assembly
AUGCCUCCGAAUAAAAGACAAAUCAACGAGCUAACCGAUCAAGCUUCCAUAUUUUUUGACGCCGACUUGAUCGGCGUCAAAAUUAUUUUUUCCGCAACCCCUCCUGUCUGGGCUAGGGAUCCAUUUCGUGAAGUUAUGACAGCCAAGAUUUUGGCUCCAACAACCUACAUCUUUUUUGCUUCUGCCCUUCCAGUCAUUGCAUUUGGAGAACAACUCAGUCGAGAUACAGAUGGAAUCUUGAGCACAGUAGAAACAUUGACUUCGACUGCCCUUUGUGGCAUCAUACAUUCAAUAUUUGGUGGGCAGCCUUUGCUGAUAUUAGGAGUUGCAGAGCCCACUGUAAUAAUGUACAGUUACCUGUACCAUUUCUGCAAGGGGCAGGCAGACCUUGGACGAGAGCUGUUCUUGGCUUGGGCUGGAUGGGUUUGUGUCUGGACUGCUCUUCUGCUUGUUCUUCUUGCAAUAUUCAAUGCUUGUACUAUUAUCAACAGAUUUACAAGAAUUGCUGGGGAACUUUUCAGCAUAAUGAUUGCAGUUCUUUUCAUGCAAGAGGCUAUCAAGGGAGUGGUGAGUGAAUUCAAUAUUCCUAAGGCUGAAAAUCCAAAUGCAGAAAAAUAUAGUUUUCCGUGGCUAUAUACAAAUGGCUUGAUGUCAAUCAUAUUCUCUUUUGGCCUACUUUUAACUGCCCUAAAGAGCAGAAGAGCUAGGUCAUGGAAGUAUGGCACAGGAUGGUUUCGAAGAUUUAUUGCAGACUAUGGGGUUCCUUUUAUGGUAUUGGUAUGGUCAGCAUUGUCAUUCAGCACACCAAACAAAGUUCCCUCGGGAGUUCCCAGAAGGCUUUAUAGUCCCCUUCCUUGGGAGUCUGCUUCCUUGCAACAUUGGACUGUUAUCAAGGAUAUGUGGAAGGUUCCUCCAUUAUACAUCUUUGCUGCACUCGUACCAGCUGUAAUGAUAGCAGGUCUUUAUUUUUUUGAUCAUAGCGUGGCUUCACAAAUGGCUCAACAGAAAGAAUUCAAUCUCAAAAAUCCAUCUGCUUACCAUUAUGACAUCUUAUUGCUCGGAAGUUUGUUAAUUCAAAAGAAGAUGGUAAAGAGUGCUAAGGAAUGCAUUAAGCAGCAGGCUAGCAACUCUGAAAUAUAUGGCAAGAUGCAAGCAGUGUUUAUAGAAAUGGACACAACUCCAUCUCCACAAGCUGCAAAGGAGCUGAAGAACUUGAAGGAUGCAGUCAUGCAAGGUGAAGAUGGAGGAAGUAGAGAUGGUAAAUUUGACCUGGAAAAGCACCUUGAUGAUCACUUGCCUGUCCGAGUGAAUGAGCAAAGAGUGAGCAACCUAUUACAAUCGCUUCUGGUGGGAGCAUCAUUACUUGCCAUGCCCAUAAUCAAGAAAAUACCCACAUCAGUUCUUUGGGGAUAUUUUGCCUACAUGUCUAUUGACAGCCUCCCUGGAAACCAAUUCUGGGAAAGAAUUUUGCUGCUUUUUAUUCCUCCUGGCCGGCGGUUUAAAGUCUUCAAAGGACUUCAUCCUUCUUAUGUAGAGCUGGUGCCCUUCAAUGUCAUUGCCAUGUUUACGCUCUUUCAGUUUGUAUAUUUUGCAAUGUGUUUUGGAGUGACAUGGAUACCCAUAGCUGGAAUAUUGUUCCCCUUGCCAUUCUUUCUGCUCAUAGGCAUUAGACAGCAUCUCCUCCCCAGACUAUUGCAUCCGCAAUACCUUCAGGAAUUGGAUGCAGCUGAGUACGAAGAAGUGGCUGGUAAUACUCGGUAUAGUGAAGGUUGCAUCUCACUUGAGGAACUGCAAGCAACUACUCCAGAGGAUGAAUUUUGCGAAGUGGAAAGAUGUAGUUCUGAGAUAUUGGCCGAGUUGACCACCAGCAGAGGAGAGUUCAAGCAUAGAUCCAUAAGCUUCCACGGAGAUAUGCUUCCUCAGUUUCAUCCAGAGAAUGUUGCACCACAGGAUGAGGAAGAGUGA